AUGUUCGGUUACUUUGUCGGAAUGCACAGGUAUUCAGUGGAAGGCGAGUUUAAAUCUUUAAAGAUGCGCGCGCUCAUGCGAAUUGAUGAUCCUUUUCUUCGAACGGAUAAUGCGCGGAUCAGGCUGGAAAGCGCGCGUGGUUCUCUAAGCGCCGAGAAAAAGUCCAUCGCGCAGUUGACGGGCUUCUUAUACAAGCAGCACUCCCAGCAACGUCUGAACUCUCUGAAGAUUCUGAAGAGGAUGAAGAUACUGAAGAAAGAUCCUCUGUGGAAGCUUUAUUGGACUGUUCGUAACGCCCCGAAUGAAAAGGAUCGCGAAACGAACCUCUCUGAUCCAUUCCUCGAACUGCCUAGUCGAAGUUAUUAUCCUGACUAUUUCGAUGAAAUAUCUCGUCCAAUGUCUUUGUUUAUGAUAAAUAAAAAGCUGAAGAGAAAUGAUUACAAAACGUUUGAGGAACUAUUCAAGGAUUUCAUGCAGGUAUUCGAGAAUGCUUGUGAAUAUAACAUGGAAUCGUCUGACAUUUACAUAGCUGCACAAAAAUUACAAAAUCUCACGAUUCGAAAGGCUCAAUACUCCCCCACCGGAGAAGAAAAAGUAUCGCUCGCCAAAGAAAAUGCGGCCGAUAUCAAACAGGAAUGCUCCGCUGAGCAUAUAAUCCUUACACCGGUCGACCAUGCGCAAAAGUUUGACGACUUAAUGCUUGCGUCAUCGGCAGAAGUGAGACUUCUGGAUCUUCAUUUACAAUCACAAGUUGGAAUCUACUGGCCCGCUGGCGCCUUCAUGGAACUGCCGUCUUCUCGAGAAUAUCCUGAUUAUUAUCAAGUUAUUGAACACCCUAUUGAUAUGAAAAUUAUCAGGGAUAAAAUUGAAAAUAACAGGUAUGAAUCCUCGGAUCAACUAAUGGAAGAGUUCACGGUUUUGUUCAACAACGCUCGACAAUAUAAUGAGGCUAACUCGCAAAUUGCACGCGACGCUGCGGUUUUGUUGACUAUGGUCACUACAGCACAUGCAUCCGACAAGGACGCUCCCUAUGAGAGUCCUCUCGCUUUGAAACAAAAGUUCGGUUGGCUCAAGACGAAACUACCUAAACCAAUAAGAGGUGGGGCGAAGUCGGCAAACGGUCUGGUUAAUGGCGCUGGUGGCUUCUCGGACGAUGACUCUUCGAAUUCCUCUGUUAGGAACCUCGUUCCGACUCCUCCCCAAAGGGCCAGGGCUACUCCGAAAGUUGAAAGGAAAACUGAGGAUAUGAUUACAAGGCUUCCUGCUCACGAACAGCAGAUGUGGAGACUGUAUUCCGUGGUUAGAGAUGCUACCGAUACGGAUGGCAGAAAGCUUGCUCUUGCCUUCAUAAAACUGCCUACCAAAGAGGAAUAUCCUGACUAUUACGAAGUGAUCAAAAAGCCUAUGGAUCUGCAGCGAAUACUGCAACGGCUGCAAGCUCACGGUUAUGGAAGAUGGAUUGAUCUCGUUGCUGAUCUGUCUCUUAUGUUAGAGAAUGCAUGUAAAUAUAAUGAACCUGAAAGUACCAUCUACAAGGAUGCCGUCGCCUUGCAACGGCUGGUAUUGGAGAAGAAACGUGAGCUCGGUGCUGCUGAAGACUGUAUGCCGCGUGUACAAAUGGAAAUUCGCACAAUGUUCACCAACAUUUUUGUCGCUGUUUUCUCCAAGAAGGUAGUCACCGAGGUUCAAAUUGUGCAAUUUUUAUCCUUUUUUUCUAUUGUUGGUAUAUGUCAGGACGCCGACGGAAGGUGCAGAUGUGACUCGUUCGCCGAACUGCCAGAUCUUCUGAAAGCACGCGGAUUCCCACGGGAUGAAUGGCCAUUUUCGCUGGAUCAAAUCAAGAGGAAUAUUGAUAAGGGUCGCUAUCGCCGCCUUGAUCGAUUUCAAAAGGACUUCUUCGAUCUGUUCGAACGCGCGAGGGAGCUCAGUCGGAGUGACUCGAAGCUUUUCGAAGAUGCGACAGAACUCCAGCUGGCUUUCAUACGAGAACGAGAUGCGCAGUGUAAAGGAGUCCUUGUUUCGACAGCUUUCAUCGCUAUAGAAAAUCAUAUCUUGGAAGCUGUUGAAAAAUUAAAGAAAUCCAAAAUGCAUCAGGAAGCUGAGAUUCAGCGGCGGGAGAGCAAUGAUCAAGAGAUUGAGAAACAGGAAGGAGAAGUCGAUUUGGACUCGCUCAACUUCGACGGAGUCGAGUAUGUGACACCGUCCUACGCUUACAUCUCUCGGACUGAUGACAACUCCCGAGCUCCUCCACACAUAAUGCGUAUAGAACGGAUUUUCAAGACGGACACUGGUGAAAUGAUGGUACGAGGGAAAUGGGUGUACAGGCCGCAUGAGACGUUGCAUUUGGCUAACAGGAAGUUCAUUGAGAAUGAAGUUUUCAUCACGCCAUUCAUUGACACGGUCCUGGCGGAAAGGCUGUGUGGAAAGUGUAUGGUUGUACCUGUAAAAGUUGCCAUGCAUAAUAUCGUUGAAGGUGUUGAUCCAAAUGAUUUGUUCGUCUGCGAAUGCCGAUAUCUUGGCAAACCACGAUAUUUUGCAAAAAUCAAGGUAUGGCCAUUCCCUGAAGAAGAGGACUCGUUGAAAUUGACAUCGAGAUCGCGUCCACUCUCCCCAGUGCGUGUGACGAGUACUUUCAUGAACGUGGAUGGCGUAGCGGACCGAGAAGACGACGAAAAAUCUCAGACGCAUUCGUCGUCAAGCUCGGAAGAGGACGACCGGCUUCGAGACUCUGUAGUUCUUGACAUUGAUCGACCAGAGAUUCCUGCACGUUCUGAUGCGGAUGCCGAUGGACGCACAUAUCUUCAUGCGAUGCGCACUCACAGCGGGAAAUAUCACGAUGUUGGCCAAUUCGUGCUGGUUUUUCAAUCCACAGAAACCAAUGUGCCGCUGAUUGGUGGUUGGCUAGCGCGCCCAGCGGAAAUUCAACACGACUGUGGACGAACGUUCUACGUGCGUGAAGUGUUCGCUGUUGACCAGCCAGACCAAACAAGACGAAUUCGAAGACAUUCAAAGCCACUGUGCAGUUCUUACUCCAAAGGAAUACAGCGACCAACGGAGAUUCCCGAAUGCGACGUUUUUGUGUGCGAGUCACGUGUUCCUGGUGUCUCGUUUGCAAAAGGAGAACCUUCUUCACUUUUCCCCAAACCGUUGGAGAAGGCUUCCGCAGAAGAUGAGAACUUAGAUCCGUUGAAUGGGAGCGCCCCGAUGCAUAUAGAAUCGGCGAAACCUGUUCGAAAAUUCAAG
Cooperia oncophora is the source of this 3243-nucleotide messenger RNA. NCBI's taxonomy places the organism in Eukaryota, Metazoa, Nematoda, Chromadorea, Rhabditida, Trichostrongylidae. The record is from the annotation of a GenBank genome assembly.